Hyaena hyaena (striped hyena) is the source of this 5341-nucleotide messenger RNA. RefSeq names its product PITPNM family member 3 (gene PITPNM3). The record is from RefSeq and is a predicted model, not a curated record. Gene Ontology annotation, molecular function: metal ion binding; phosphatidylinositol binding; phosphatidylcholine binding. The transcript has 20 exons. Lineage: Eukaryota; Metazoa; Chordata; Mammalia; Carnivora; Hyaenidae. Gene Ontology annotation, cellular component: cytoplasm. Bases 8 to 2938 code for a protein of 976 amino acids. Gene Ontology annotation, biological process: phospholipid transport.
CCGGGACAUGGCCGCGGCGGGCCGCGCAGGUGGCCCCCCCCCGGGCGGCGGUGCCCCCUGGCACCUUCGAGGCGUCCUCGGCGACUCCGUGGACAGCUCGGACGAUGAGUUCUUCGAUGCCAGAGAGGAGGCAGCUGAAGGGAAGAAUUCCAUCCUCGUCGGGAUGAGCCAGUGGAACUCCAACGACCUGGUGGAGCAGAUGGAGACCCUGGGGCGGCUGGAGGCGCAGCAGGGAGACGGGAGCGCCCUGUGCACAUCCAGCGCCCUCCAGGAGAAGCAGCGAGAACUGUACCGGGUUUCCUUGCGAAGACAGAAGUUCCCUGCCCAGGGCAGCAUCGAGAUCCACGAAGACAGUGAGGAAGGCUGCCUGCGGCGCUCCUGCAAGACACACGUGCUGCUGCUGGUGCUGCACGGGGGCAACGUCCUGGACUCGGGCGCGGGGGACCCGGCCUGCAAGGCGGCCGACAUCCACACCUUCAGCUCCGUGCUGGAGAAGGUGACGCGUGCCCACUUCCCGGCGGCCCUGGGCCACAUCCUCAUCAAGUUCGUGCCCUGCCCUGCCGUCUGCUCUGAGGCCUUCUCUCUUGUCUCCAACCUGAACCCCUACAGCCACGAUGAGGGCUGCCUCGGCAACAACCAGGACCACGUGCCCCUGGCCGCCCUGCCCCUGCUGGCCGUCUCCUCCCCACGGUACCAGGACGCGGUGGCCACCGUCAUCGAGCGCGCCAACCAGGUCUACAUGGAGUUCCUCAGGUCCCCUGACGGGAUAGGCUUCAGUGGGCAGGUGUGUCUCAUCGGGGACUGUGUGGGGGGCCUCCUGGCCUUCGACGCCAUCUGCUACAGCGCGGGGCCCUCGGGAGACAGUCCAGGCAGUAGCAGCCGGAAGGGAAGCAUCAGCAGCACCCAGGACGCCCCCGGCGUGGCGGACGAGGCGAGCGGUCUGGCCGGCAGCAAGCGCCUCAGCAAGAGCAGCAUUGACGUGUCCAGCGCACCGGACGACGAGGACGCCACGGAGCCCCAGAGGCCGUUGCCUCGCAAACAGAGCGACUCCUCCACCUACGACUGUGAGGCCGUCGGCCAGCAUCACGCCUUCCUGUCCAGCAUCCACUCGAAUGUGCUGAAGGACGAGGCCGAGCCCCCUGUGGCCCAGGGGCUCCCGCCACCCGAGGUCGGCCUGGGUCGCUUGGACUUCGACGUGUCCGACUUCUUCCUCUUCGGCUCGCCCCUGGGCCUGGUCCUGGCCAUGCGGAGGACCGUGCUGCCGGGGCUGGACGGCUUCCAGCUGCGUCCCGCCUGCAGCCAGGUCUACAGCUUCUUCCACUGCGCGGACCCCUCUGCUUCGCGGCUCGAGCCCCUGCUGGAGCCCAAGUUCCACCUGGUGCCGCCCGUCAGCGUGCCCCGCUACCAGAGGUUCCCGCUGGGCGACGGGCAGUCACUCCUGCUGGCCGACGCUCUGCACGCCCACAGCCGCCUCUUCCUGGAGGGCAGCCCUCGGGACAGCCCUCCGCCCCCGGACGCCCCUGCCUCGUCUCCUCAGGCCCCGCGUGCCCCGUGCCCAGCACGGAGGGGGAGCCAGGACAGUUCCCACAGCGACAGCUCAGCGUCCUCAGACAGCCUGGUGCCCGCGGGCGCCUCCCGCAUCACGGCCAAGUGGUGGGGCUCCAAGCGAAUCGACUACGCGCUGUACUGCCCCGAAGUCCUCACGGCCUUCCCCACCGUGGCCCUGCCCCACCUCUUCCACGCCAGCUACUGGGAGUCCACGGACGUGGUGGCCUUCAUCCUGAGACAGGUGAUGCGCUACGAGAGCGUGACUGUCAAGGAGAACGCGGGCGUGGAUCCUGCCGCACUGAGCCCCGCCAACCCCCGUGAGAAGUGGCUUCGAAAGAGGACCCAGGUCAAGCUGCGGAACGUCACCGCGAACCACCGGGCCAACGACGUGAUCGCGGCGGAAGACGGCCCCCAGGUCCUGGUGGGGCGCUUCAUGUACGGGCCCCUGGACAUGGUGGCUCUGACCGGGGAGAAGGUGGACAUCCUGGUGAUGGCGGAGCCGUCCUCGGGCCGUUGGGUGCACCUGGACACGGAGAUCACCAACAGCAGCGGCCGCAUCACCUACAGCGUGCCGCGGCCCCGGCGCCUGGGGGUGGGCGUCUACCCCGUGAAGAUGGUCGUCAGGGGCGACCAAACCUUUGCGAUGAGCUACCUCACGGUGCUGCCCCGGGGCAUGGAGUGCGUGGUGUUCAGCAUCGACGGGUCCUUCGCCGCCAGCGUGUCUAUCAUGGGAAGCGACCCCAAGGUCCGGCCGGGGGCAGUGGACGUCGUCCGGCACUGGCAGGAUCUGGGCUACCUGAUCGUGUACAUCACGGGCCGGCCGGACAUGCAGAAGCAGAGGGUGGUGUCCUGGCUGUGCCAGCACAACUUCCCCCAGGGCAUGAUCUUCUUCUCCGACGGGCUGGUGCACGACCCCCUGCGGCAGAAGGCCCUCUUCCUCCGCAACCUCGUGCAGGAGUGUUUCAUCCGCAUCAGCGCGGCCUACGGCUCCGCGAAGGACAUCUCCGUGUACAGCGUGCUGGGGCUGCUGCCCUCCCAGAUCUUCAUCGUCGGCCGGCCCACCAAGAAGUACCAGGCCCAGUGCCAGUUCCUGAGCGAGGGCUACGCGGCGCACCUGGCGGCGCUGGAGGCGGGCCACCGCUCGCGCCCGAAGAAGAACAACUCGCGGAUGGUCCUGCGCAAGGGCAGCUUCGCCCUGCACGCGCAGCCCGAGUUCCUGCGGAAGCGCAGCCACCUGCGCAGGACCAUGUCGGUGCAGCAGCCGCAGCCGCCCGCCAACCCCAAGCCCGAGCGGGCCCAGAGCCAGCCCGAGUCCGACAAGGACCAGGAGCGGCCGCUGCCCGCGCUCAGCUGGGCGCGUGGGCCCCCCAAGUUCGAGUCGGUGCCCUGAGGGUCGGGCUGCGCGCAUGGGCCGGGGGGGGUGGCGCUCCCCGAGACGGGCCGUUUCCUGCUUUUCCCCUCCCGUAUGUGUCCAGCAGUGUCCGAGUGGGGAGGGACCCUGCGGAGCCCGGGGGGGCUCCCUGGGCCGCGAGGGGGUGAGACCCCAGGGUCUCUGCAGCAGCGGCUGCCUCCCCGUGCGGGGCCUGUGACCGCGAGCCCCAGUCCCGGUCGGCGUCCGUGUAGUCCUGCGGGGGGGCAGGCCUGGCCCGAGCUGGCAGGUCGGGCAGAGUCGGCCACCGCCCUGGGGUCCCGGGGCUUUGGUGGUGCCAGGCAGGCCCUGGGGGGGGGGCCUUCUGAAGGCAGGCUCGGCCUCCCGGCGGCCUGGUGGGCGGGUGAGUGGGGCAUCGUGCCGGCCCCCCGAGACGUCCUGGGUCACCAUCAGGGGCCCGGCUUUCCUGUGGCCAAGUGGCCACUUUCUGCGAGGGAGGGGACGUCCCCUGGGCUCCUCUGUCCGCAUGUCUGUCCAUGGCCUUGCGGGGUGGGGGUGGCGGGGCCUGGUGCUGACGGUCUGUCCUGCGGCUGCCCACUGUCCCCCUCCUGUCCUCCGUGUUCCUUCCCGCCUGGUGCCCUGCCCUGUGGGGCUGCGCCCCUGCGCGGUGGCCCGGCCGGGCCGGCUGAGAGCCCUUGAGCCCAUCGCUCGCCCUCCCUGGGCCCUGGCUUCCCUAUGGGGUCGGAAGGGUCCCCGCGGCUGAGAUUGGUGCGCGGCUUUUGACGCCUGGGCUGUCUUCUUUCUCGCACUUCUGUGUCCUGGGACGUUCCGGGCCUCAGCGCGUCAGAGCACCCCGUCUCCGGGGGGCUCUCACCCUCACCCCGCCCCUCAGGCAGGGAGGGGGAUGGGGAGGGAUCCCUGCUCCGUGAGGCGGUUUGCUUUGCACUGACGCCCAAACCACGUGUCCCAGGAACAGGGACCCCACCCCCCACGGGGCCUGGUCCGGCUCGCCCUUCGCAGCACUGCUCACACGGAUUCUGUUUUGGCUCCCGGAAGGCGUAGAGCCGAGACCCCAGCGCUCUGGGGGAGUGUGUGAUUUUGGCUCAAACUGUUGUACUCUCUUCCCUCCCCCCUGCACGCAGCUUGCUUGGGGGCCACCGCCGCCUCCCGGGUCGUCCCCUGAGGUCGGCAGGGCUCAGCUCUUGCCCCAGCCCUCCUGCCGCCAGCCCAGGCCCAGGCCUGCUUCGGGGCCCCCGAGGCCGGCCCAGCCCCCCGGCAGGGCCGCCCCGCGUCCAGUCCCGGCGUCCAGGCACCUGCGUGGGUCCCGUGUCGCUUCCGCUCCGUGUCUACCUCUUGCGGCUCCCACGCGGCCAGCGCCCUCCCCGCAGCGGCUGCUGCGAACUGCCCGGCACGCCCGCCGGGGCUGGAGGUGCCCGGGCUCGCAGCCCCCACCCCGCUGGCUCAGGUGUGACCCCGCGUCUGCACUGUGGGCAUGGGCGGGACCUCUGGGGGCGUCUCCUCCGGCCCUGCCUCCUGGGCUCGCAGGCGCCCUCCCCCCUCCCGCACUUCAUCCUUCUGGGCCCCGGAAGGCACCACCGGCUUGAGCGCAGCUACUUCUCCCCGAGGCCGCCGUCUUUCCCGAAACUUGCCCUGCGUUAACGUGGGCCAGACGUGCUCUGAUCCUCCGCCGUCCCCUUCCUUCCAGAAGCUCCUGCCGUUGGCCUCCGCCCAUAAGGUGGUGGAGUUCCCUCUUCCCGAGUUAGAUCCCCUGCCCCGGGAACCCCGGGCCGGGGGUGCGAGAGACAGAGAGCACCGGGUCCUGGCUGGGGGGGGUUGGAGUCCCAGGGAGCCGGGGGCCGUGGCUGGGGGCCCAGGGUUCUGGGGGUGCUGUGGGCUGUGGUUCCGAGGUGCCCUGGUUCUGGGGGCGCUGUGGUUAAGGGGGUCCGGAGCUGAGAUGUGGGGCCUGGCAGGCGGCCACCCCCUUCCCUUUGUGGAGCCGGGACGGCUCACACCCGCGAUCGGGAAGGCGGGAGGUGCUGUCACACGCGGGCUGCUCGCGGUGAGUCGGCGUGUGCACGCGAGCGCCGCUGCCGCCUCGGCCGCGACCCGGUAGCCAACACGCGCUCCCGCACGAGUGGCUUCUGUGGACGUGUCCGUGCACUGAAGUCGGAGAGAGAGGAGCAAGCCGUGUUGUCCCCUGGAGGCGUGGCCGCCGCCCCUCCCCGGGGCGUCCGUGACCCUGGCCUGGCUGCUUUCCUCAGCGCCCUUCCGGUCCCCGGGGUGCCUGCCGCCGGGAGCAGGGCCCCCUCCUUCCCGCCUGAUCAGAGCUCCUCGUUUCCCGCGUGGCACGUUCGUUCUUCCCCGUCCGGCGGCUGUGCCCGUCGCAGGCCUGCCUGCCGCCCCCCGCCCCGGCCCCGCCCGUAG